Messenger RNA from Cryptomeria japonica (Japanese cedar), 2606 nucleotides. Its product is annotated as ATP synthase subunit a, chloroplastic. NCBI's taxonomy places the organism in Eukaryota, Viridiplantae, Streptophyta, Pinopsida, Cupressales, Cupressaceae. The transcript has a single exon. The coding region runs from base 1 to 747 and encodes 248 amino acids. Gene Ontology annotation, biological process: proton motive force-driven ATP synthesis. Gene Ontology annotation, molecular function: proton transmembrane transporter activity. The record is from RefSeq and is a predicted model, not a curated record.
AUGGAUAUUUUACAAUUUCCUAUUAACAUGCUGAAUUAUUUCUACGAGAUAUCCGGUGUGGAAGUAGGUCAGCAUUUUUAUUGGCAAAUAGGGGGGUUUCAAGUUCAUGCACAGGUACUUAUAACUUCCUGGAUUGUAAUUGCUGUCUUAUUAGGUUCAGCUACUCUAGCUGUUCGAGACCCACAAAUCAUUCCGAACGGAGCACAAAAUUUUUUGGAAUAUGUUCUCGAAUUUGUUCGGGACUUGGCUAGAACUCAGAUUGGCGAAGAAGAAUAUGGUCCCUGGGUUCCUUUUAUAGGGACUAUGUUUCUAUUUAUUUUUGUUUCUAACUGGGCAGGUGCUCUUUUUCCUUGGGGAAUUAUUAAAUUACCUCAUGGGGAAUUAGCCGCACCUACAAAUGAUAUUAAUACCACAGUAGCUCUAGCUUUGCUCACAUCAGUAGCUUAUUUUUAUGCAGGUUUUACAAAGAGGGGUUUAGGCUAUUUUGGUAAAUAUAUUCAACCAACCCCAAUACUUUUACCAAUUAACAUAUUAGAAGAUUUUACAAAACCUCUAUCACUUAGUUUUCGACUUUUUGGAAAUAUAUUAGCUGACGAAUUAGUAGUUGCCGUUCUUGUUUCCUUAGUACCUAUAGUGGUACCUAUACCUGUAAUGUUCCUAGGAUUAUUUACAAGUGGUAUUCAAGCUCUAAUCUUUGCAACUCUAGCCGCAGCUUAUAUAGGCGAAUCCAUGGAGGGUCAUCAUUAAUUCAAUUAAUUGGACUCAGUCUUUUCUAACUUUUCAUUUCGAUUCUCCCUUGUAUAAUCAUAAAUGAAAAUACUUCAUCUCUAAGAUCUUAGUAGAAAAAUUAAGGAUCGCUAAUCCCGUCGAUAAAAUUCAUAGAUAGAAUAGAUCCUAUUUGUAGAUUCAUAUCUACAUAGUAAAAUGAAUAGGUUUACUAAUGGGAAUUAGUUUAGUAAACUGUGUACCCCGGUGUGGAACAAUGCAUUUUUCGAUUUCGAAGGGAUACAUACAUUUUAUGUACAUAGUUUGUAUUAUGUUAUAUAAUUAUAUAUAUACUAAUAUAUAUAUAUAAUUAUUUAGAAUUAACCAUAAAAAAUGGGCUAUUACGCAGAAUAUUUCAUUUUAUAAAUGAAAAAAAAAUCUGUCUCUAUUUCAUCUAAAAAAGAAUAUAAUGUCAGGGUAGAGAAUUGGUAAUAUCAUAAUUUUGAAUGCCAUUUCGUCGGAGUUUAGUUGUUUCAAAGAAAUUGUUCUCUAGUUGAACGUGAACAAUCAAAUCAAUAGAUAAAACUAUCAUAUUAUCCACACCUAAGAGGAGAUUACCAUGAAUCCUUUGAUUUCUGCUGCUUCCGUUAUUGCUGCUGGAUUAUCCGUAGGCCUUGCUUCUAUUGGACCUGGCAUUGGUCAAGGCACUGCUGCGGGACAAGCUGUUGAAGGUAUUGCGAGACAACCAGAGGCGGAGGGUAAAAUACGAGGCACCUUACUGCUAAGUUUAGCUUUUAUGGAAGCUUUAACUAUUUAUGGAUUAGUUGUAGCUCUGGCACUUUUAUUUGCUAAUCCAUUUGUUUGAUCUCGGAGACCAAAAUCCGUAUUCUUCGGGAUUUUAAAGACCCCCUCUAUCAAUUUUCUUGUUCAGCCAAUAGGGGGGGGGCUGAUCCAAAAUAGUGGACUUAUACUUCACUUGUUUCGGUCAGAAAGAUUUGCGACACUCGGAGAAGUAGAUAGAUAGAACAAAGUUUUUUUUUCAUAAUUGUAUCCUUAUUUAUCGUUAUGCGGGACCUGGGACUUACUAAGUACUCGAAAUCUGCUUAUCCGAAAUUCGAAUAAUAGUAGGAUCGAGUCGGAGAAAAAACUUUGUAAAAGUAUCCUUAUCUAUGAGGGGAGAGCGUAUGAAAAAUGUAACUGAUUCUUUCAUUUCCCUAUCCUCCGCUGAGGGUUUCGGGUUAAAUACCAAUAUUUUAGAAACAAAUAUAAUAAAUCUCAGUGUGGUGCUUGGUGUACUGAUCUAUUUCGGAAAGGGAGUGUGUGCGAGUUGUAUAUUUGAAUAAUCCAGCUGGAUCCAACCAACUGCACUUUGUAGAUAGAAAAGUGCAUGAUCUCAACGAAUUACUUCUAAAAGGGAAAAAAAUAUGGAAGAACUAUAGCAUUUCGUAAUUGAUUGGGAAAUUUUAUUACCAAUCCCAACCAACAAGAGAAAAUCUUUAGAAUGGUUAAAGCUAAACUGCUUGAAGUCCAAGCACAACUGGGUACUCUUUCCACCGCUGUGCUAAUAUGAGAAGGGUUCAAAGGCAUAGUUGGAGGUUGAUCCGAUAUAUAACAUUCAUAUCAAUGGAAUUAUUCAAUCUAUCUACUGAAAAAUAGUCCUAAUCUCCCGUCCAAUUUUUUGGGUUUAAAUGCGGAACCGACGACCUACACAAAAGCGAAUUUAUUCAAGAAAAAGUAAAUAGGAAAUAUGAAUGAAAAGAAAAAAAGAAGAAAAAGAAAAAAGAAGAAAAAGAAAAAACAACUUUGUUGAUAAUAAAAAAUCCCUUUUGGCAAAAGAGCCCUUCGUAGAUUUUGGUCUUUGAUAGAUUGAUUUUAUUUUUAUACAUAAUAUGAACGAAAAG